AUGGGAUAUGCAUUUAUGCUCGUUCUUUUAUUCCCGGCUUUGAUUAUCUUGCAUCUCUUCGUUGCUCCAUACACCAAAGUCGAGGAGUCGUUCCAUGUCCAGGCUGUGCAUGAUAUCUUAGCCAACGGGCUACCUAAAGCCUUCAAUGACCUGCACCUAAAUCGAGAUGAUUACGAUCAUUUCUCUUUCCCCGGGGCAGUUCCCCGAAGUGCCGUUGGCGCCGCGACCCUCGCUAUGCUUUCGAAGCCUGUGCUUUGGUUGAAUGAGGGGAUCAAUCGCCAGCUUCUAGCUCGAGCUAUCCUCGGCCUCUUGAAUGCCUCAUCCCUAGCAGUAUACGCAAGCGGUCUACGCCGCACCUUCGGCCAACCAGUAGCUAUCUGGUACAUCCUGCUCCAAGCAAGCCAAUUCCACCUGAUAUACUAUGCCUCGCGACCACUAUCAAACAUGUUCGCCUUCAGCAUAACAACACUCGCCCUCCGCCUCCUCCUCCCAAACCCCCUCCCACUCCACAACCAAAAACAAGUCAGCCUAGCACUGAUCCUCCUCACAAUCGCCGGGGUCAUCUUCCGCUCCGAACUAGCCCUGCUAGUCGGAACACAAACCCUCUACCUCCUCUUAACAAGCCGCAUAACCCUCAAAACCGCCAUUACAUCCGGUCUAACAGGACUAGCAACCGGCCUCCUCAUCACAAUAACAAUAGACAGCCUCUUCUGGCAACGCUUCCCCCUCUGGCCCGAAUUCUCAGCCUUCCGCUUCAACGUUCUAGCAGGCCAAUCCUCGCAAUGGGGAACACAUCCAUACACAUUCUACUUCGUCAAUGCUAUCCCCCGUCUCCUCGCCAAUCCACUCGUCUACACCCUCCUUAUCCCAACCGCUAUCCGUCAACCAGCAACUAGAUCCGCGGCGCUGGCACUUCUCAUCCCGGCCCUGUCUUUCGUGGCGCUGUAUAGCUUCCAGCCGCAUAAGGAGUGGCGGUUCAUUGUAUACAUCAUCCCCUCGCUGACAGCUACUGCUGCGCUCGGCGCGGCGUAUCUAUGGAAUCAUCGAAAGCGCUCGCUAUUCGCGCGUCUCGCAACGCGCGCACUGGUGGUUUCUACGCUUUGCGCCUUUGCUCUAUCGAAUCUCGUGCUUCUUCCUGCUUCGGCGGCGAAUUAUCCUGGUGGACAGGCGCUAGAUGCUCUGCAUGCAAGGCACGAUGUUUUGUAUAGCGAUGGUAACUUGGAAUUACCGGUCAAUGUCUAUCUGGGGAAUCUCGCUUGUCAAACAGGUAUCACGCGCUUUGUGCAGAGAGAACCUGGGACGGGUUGGGUAUAUGAUAAAACAGAGGAUAAGGCAGUUAAGGCUACGAGGAACUUCUGGGAGCAGUUUGAGUAUGUUGUGUUCGAGGCGGGGGGUGAGAGUGUGGAUAUAGAUGAAACUAGUCUUAGACUUGCACUUCCUGAGUCGGUGUGGGAGAGGGUGGUUGUUGUUGAUGCUUUUGCGGGAGUUGAGGUGUUGAAGCCUGGUGUAUCUGCUCUGGGGUCUGCGGAGAGACGUGUGAUCGGUGCUGUUUUCGGUGAGACUGGUGUUGAGAUGUUUGAGGGAUUGCGGGAGUAUUUGAGAAGGGUUUUGAGGGGUUGGUGGGUUGAGGUGAGGAUGAGGCCGAGGGUGAAGGUUUUGAGGAGGGUGAGGGAAUUGUAA
This is a messenger RNA of Penicillium bovifimosum, 1680 nucleotides long. RefSeq names its product dolichyl-P-Man:Man(7)GlcNAc(2)-PP-dolichol alpha-1,6-mannosyltransferase. The transcript has 3 exons. The record is from RefSeq and is a predicted model, not a curated record. Gene Ontology annotation, biological process: protein N-linked glycosylation. Gene Ontology annotation, molecular function: alpha-1,6-mannosyltransferase activity. Gene Ontology annotation, cellular component: endoplasmic reticulum membrane. The coding region runs from base 1 to 1680 and encodes 559 amino acids. NCBI's taxonomy places the organism in Eukaryota, Fungi, Ascomycota, Eurotiomycetes, Eurotiales, Aspergillaceae.